This is a messenger RNA of Mya arenaria, 1614 nucleotides long. RefSeq lists its product as uncharacterized. The transcript is spliced from 3 exons. Lineage: Eukaryota; Metazoa; Mollusca; Bivalvia; Myida; Myidae. Gene Ontology annotation, molecular function: serine-type endopeptidase inhibitor activity. Bases 4 to 1524 code for a protein of 506 amino acids. Gene Ontology annotation, cellular component: extracellular region. The record is from RefSeq and is a predicted model, not a curated record.
AGCAUGGAAUUAGUUUUGUUUGUUUCCCUUUUUGGUACUGUUUUCUCAGCGACCUCAACAUCAAAAAGUACAGGAGUUAUCUUGCAAGCAAAGCCAACAGUUACAACAACUUUGCCCGUAAGCAGUAAUGUAAUAAAUGCUACAGAGAUUGAAAGUGGACAAAGUUACAGCGGUGAAUAUAGUGGAAAUGAAACUUAUGGAUCAGUAGACAAUAUGGUUGAUAAUAUUGCAACGAAUAUGUCUGAAAAAGAUAUCCAUAACGCCGAGGGUGUUGGUCCAGAAUUCAGCCGAAAGAGUGGAAGUGUUGCGAUCGGAGAAAUAACGAUUAUGAAAGAAACAAAGAUUGCCGGCAAGCCAAAAGCAGAUGAUUUUGAAAAUAAGGUAAAUGGAAAGGAAAGGGAAAUGGACAGGCAAAGCACUAAGAGAGAAUUCGGUCAGGUAAAAAAUGCGACGUAUGUUCCAAAGUGCAGUGAAGUUGAUGAUCCUUUUGUACAGUGUGCUAUGGACUUUCCUCUAGACGUAAUAAUUCCUCCCAUGAAACCUUUAGAAACUGCAGAUGAUGCGAACAAUUAUUCAAGCGUAAAAAAUGACACGGACAAGAAACCACAAUAUAUGACCACGACAAAGCAGACACAAUACACUUCAUCAUCUAUUAGUGAGCAAUCACAGCCCUCCGAUAAAGGGACAAUCACAGUACCGUUAAGCCAAACUGACAUCACUCUGACAUCAACCCAAUCGUCAGCAGUCGAUCCAACUGGCCCUUCAUCCUCUUCAUCUGAUGUUACUACUACAUCGGUUUCGCAAGGUGAUGCGAUGACAUCAACAGUCGAGAUGCGAACAAAUCAAAGUCAAACAUCAACCGCUAAUGUGCAGUAUAUUACAACAGUUGCAGCAGCAGCAGCAGCAGCUGAAACAAUAGAAUCAGCGAUAACAACAGCAUCACCAACCGCUAGUGACGCACUUCAGACAACGGAGUCGCAGACAACAUCACAAAACAACGAUCAACAGACGACACAUUUACAGACUACAACAAUUUUGUCAAAUCAAGAAACAAAACAAAAAGACACUCUAGGACAGACAACCGUUCAAACACAGGAACAGGCAACACAGCACGUAAAUCAAAACCAGAGCACACCAACAACGCAGACCGUUCAAGCCGUUCAAACACAGGAACUGACAACACAGCAAGUAAAUCAAAACCAGAGCACCCCAACAACGCAGACCGUUCAAGCCCAAGGGGAGUUGCAAACAUGCCCAGUAUUGUCGUGUUCCACAGAGUGUCCACAUGGAAUCAGACUAGACAGCAACGGCUGUCCUACAUGCAUGUGCCUUUUGUCCCCAUCCUGCCCACCGGUGUUUCCUUUGUCGCGUUUGAUCUGUUUCCUCCAGGCACGCUCCAGUCUGUCAUGCGUCUCGGACGCAGACUGCAAGGCCAACCGGAUAUGUUGCCCAGGCGGGUGCGGGCCAAUAUGUCGGCGGAAGUCCAAUAAUCGUAGAUCAAUGUUGCUUUCAAUACUGGACUAGAUGUUUACUGUUAUGUGUUGUAAAUAACCUUUAAUUCUAAAAUUAGACAUGGUGAAUUAUUUGUUGUUAAUUACUAUGACAUUAAUACUA